Molecule: messenger RNA, 6062 nt
Organism: Peromyscus eremicus (cactus mouse)
Lineage: Eukaryota; Metazoa; Chordata; Mammalia; Rodentia; Cricetidae
Gene: Hfm1
Product: helicase for meiosis 1
Exons: 41
Coding region: 220-4770 (1516 amino acids)
Molecular function (GO): ATP binding; nucleic acid binding
Source: RefSeq, a predicted model, not a curated record
AUCGGCGCUCGGCGUGAGGGUCAGUGAGUGGCCGCGGCCUGGGCCUGGACGCGCAUCGGCAUCCGCGUGGGGACCAGGGGAGCGACGCGGGCUCCCCACGGCUAGCCGAGGCUAUCCCGGAAUCACUUUGCAGCCCUUCCUGGUUCUGCCCUUCCACCUCCUUCAGUGGGAAUUACAGUCACAUCUGACAGUAUUUCAGACAAAGUCCGGUUUUCAACAAUGCUGAAAUCAAACAAUUGCUUUUUUUCCAUGGAUAAUUUGUUUUUCAGUAGCCCAGAUGAAAGUGAAAACCUUCCAGUUAAGGAAAAAUCACUGGAUUGGUUUCUCCCUCCAGCUCCACUGAUUUCAGAAAUUCCAGAUACUCAAGAGUUAGAGGAAGAAAUUGAAAGUUAUAAACUAUUAAGCCAAGGAAAGAUGCCAAAAAUGAUAACAUCAAAUCUGAAGAUCAUUAACGAAGACAAAAAUUGUAUUUCACCAACACAAAAAUUCCAUUUUCCCUGUAAUGUGCGUAAACAGGAUUACCUGAAAUUAGGAGGAUCAAGUAACAAUGACUCAUCCCGUAUUGCUGGCACACUGUUCUAUGGCUCUUCCCAGAAGUGUAAAGAUCACAUGGGCACUGACAAUCCACCUUCAAAGAGUGGUCCUGGGGAUCUGAAAUUCCCUAAUGCUGCAGAAGAUAGAGGAGAGUACACAUCAGCAUUCAAAAAAGGAUUAUUUAGAACAUGUGACAAUAUACAUGAAUGUGAUUAUGCUAAUGAAAAUAUAAACUUGGAUUCUCAUAUUAGCCCAGUGAAACUAGCCCAAACAAAAAUAAACAAAGAGAAAUCGUGGAACAGUAGCAAUAGUAAGCAGAAACUUCAAUAUUCUACAAAUAAAUUGAAAGCAAGUGAUGCUUUUUCUGCUUCUGAAAUUGGAGAAAACAUAUUCAAAGUACCAUCCUUUUCCAUUGCAUCUCAGCCUCAUGACAUUCAAGGUAUAACCCCAAAUGGCUUGGGUUCCUUGAAGGCUGUCACAGAAAUCCCGGCAAAAUUUAGAAGUAUAUUCAAAGAAUUUCCUUACUUCAACUACAUACAAUCCAAAGCCUUUGAUGAUCUUCUUUACACAGAUAGGAAUUUUGUGAUUUGUGCCCCCACUGGUUCUGGGAAAACUGUAGUGUUUGAACUUGCGAUAACAAGAUUGUUAAUGGAAGUACCAUUGCCAUGGCUCAACAUGAAAAUUGUUUACAUGGCACCAAUAAAAGCCCUUUGUAGUCAACGGUUUGAAGAUUGGAAAGAAAAAUUUGGACCAAUAGGCUUGAGUUGUAAAGAACUUACUGGAGAUACAGUAAUGGAUGACCUAUUUGAGAUUCAACAUGCCAAUAUAAUUAUGACAACUCCAGAAAAGUGGGACACCAUGACUAGGAAGUGGAGAGACAACUCUUUAGUCCAGCUGGUUCGACUGUUUCUCAUUGAUGAGGUGCAUAUUAUAAAAGAUGAAAACCGUGGUCCAACUCUUGAAGUUGUAGUUAGCAGAAUGAAAACUGUACAGUCUUUAUCCAGGGCCUUAAAAAAUGCCAGCCCUGUUCCUAUGAGAUUUGUAGCUGUAUCUGCAACAAUUCCCAAUACUGAAGAUAUCGCAGAAUGGCUUUCAGAUGGCGAGAGACCUGCUGUAUGUCUGAAAAUGGAUGAGAGCCAUAGACCUGUGAAACUUCAGAAAGUGGUCCUGGGUUUCCCCUGUAGUAGUAACCAAACCGAAUUCAAGUUUGACUUAGCCCUCAACUAUAAAGUUUACAGUGUUAUACGAACAUACUCGGAUCAGAAGCCCACACUUGUGUUUUGUGCGACAAGGAAAGGUGUGCAGCAGGCUGCUUCUGUUCUUGUAAAAGAUGCUAAAUUUAUUAUCACAGUGGAACAGAAACUGAGGUUACAGAAGUCUGCAUAUUCUAUAAGGGAUUCAAAAUUAAAAGAUGUCUUAGUGUAUGGUGUUGGUUAUCACCAUGCUGGGAUGGAGCUGUCAGAUAGGAAACUGGUUGAAGGACUAUUUACUUCUGGAGAUCUCCCAGUUCUUUUCACUACCAGCACUCUAGCUAUGGGAGUGAACUUGCCGGCUCACCUGGUGGUGAUAAAGUCUACAAUGCACUACAGUGGAGGCAUGUUUGAGGAGUACAGCGAGACAGACAUCCUGCAGAUGAUUGGGAGAGCAGGCAGACCUCAGUUUGACACUACAGCUACUGCCGUUAUUAUGACCCGAUUAAGUACAAGAGAGAAGUACAUUCAGAUGUUAGCUUGUAACGACACCGUAGAAAGCAGUUUGCACAGACAUCUUAUUGAACAUUUAAAUGCAGAGAUAGUACUGCACACCAUCACAGAUGUGAGCAUUGCUCUGGACUGGAUCCGAUCAACCCUGCUAUAUAUCAGAGCUCUGAAAAACCCAUCUCAUUAUGGUUUCGUAUCUGGAUUGAACAAAGAUGGAAUCGAAGCAAAAUUACAAGAAUUAUGUUUGAAGAAUCUGAAAGAUUUAUCAUCACUAGACUUGAUAAAGAUGGAUGAAGAUGUUUAUUUCAAACCAACAGAGGCAGGAAGACUAAUGGCUUGGUAUUACAUUACAUUUGAGACAGUGAAGAAAUUUUGUACAAUCAGUGGAAAAGAAACUUUAUCCGAUUUAAUUUCAAUGAUAGCCAGCUGCAAUGAGUUUCUAGAUGUGCAGCUGAGGAUAAAUGAAAAGAGAGCAUUGAAUGCUUUAAACAAAGACCCAAACCGGAUAACAAUCAGAUUUCCAAUGGAUGGGAAAAUUAAAACAAGAGAAAUGAAAGUGAACUGUCUUAUUCAGGCGCAGCUGGGAUGCAUUCCUAUCCAAGAUUUUGCUUUGACACAAGAUACCUCGAAAAUUUUCAAAAAUGGCUCACGAAUUGCAAGAUGGUUGUCAGAUUUUGUGGCUUCCCAGGAAAAGAAGUUUGUUGUGCUUUUAAACAGUGUGAUUUUAGCUAAAUGUUUUAAGUGUAAACUCUGGGAAAACUCUCGGCAUGUAUCCAAACAGUUGGAUAAAAUUGGCAUAUCAUUGUCAAAUACCAUGGUAAAUGCAGGUUUGACUUCUUUUAAAAAAAUAGAAGAAGCAAAUGCAAGAGAAAUUGAACUGAUUUUAAGCAGACAUCCACCUUUCGGAACCCAGAUAAAAGAAGCUGUGAUGUAUCUACCAAAGUAUGAACUUGAAGUGGAGCAGAUUGCAAGAUAUAGUGAUACCAAGGCAGAAAUACUGGUGACCAUUAUAUUAAGGAACUUUGAACAGCUGCAGACUAAAAGAACAGCACCAGACUCUCACUAUGCUACCUUAAUCAUAGGUGAUGCAGAUAAUCAAGUCGUUUUUAAGCACAAAAUUAUGGAUUCUGUUUUGUUAAAAAGUGGAAAUUGGGCUAAAAAAAUUGAUGUGAAGAGACCUCUUACAUCUGAAGAUCUUAGCAUAAAUCUAAUUAGUUCUGAUUAUGUUGGUCUUGAUAUUCAGCAGAAAUUUACAGUCUUUUAUUUAGGACCCAGGAGGUUUGUAAAUCAAACAGUUAUGCAAGGAAGAUUAGAAACAGAUAUUUCUCAUUCUAAACUCUCAGAUAGAGCUACUAUAGCAGGAUCCAGUAAAGGGAUGGCUACCUGCAAAAAACCUGGGAACCGAGAAUGCAAUCAUCAUUGUAAAAAUAAACAUACGUGUGGACAUGACUGCUGUAAAAUUGGAGUUCCACAAAAGCCAGAAGUUAAAGAGUCAGCAAUGUCUUCGUAUUUGUCUGACUUAAAAAGCAGAAAUGCUGUUUCUUCUCUUCCUCCAGUUAAACGACUCAAGAUACAGAUGAACAAAUCUCAAAAUGUGGACCUGAAAGAGUUUGGUUUUACUCCAAGGCCUUCCCUGUCCAGCAUAUCAAGAGCCCUUUGCAUAAGCAUUGAUGGAGAUUAUUUACUGGAGCAUGGGCAACUUACCAGUGGCUACCUCACUGAAGAAAGUGGUACCCCUCCCUCCAGCCAACAGGAGCUGUCAAUGUCUCUCAGGUCAGAAUAUUUAAACAUCCCUGAAUUACCGGUAUUGGAACAGUGGAGUCAGCGUGAAAUCUAUGGAAAAGUUCAACAGGAACCAUCUGAGUAUCAUGACAAAGAUUUUCUUGGAUGGAACUCUCGUACAACUUCAAAUGAAAGGACCCCUCAAACAGUGGUGUUCAGCAGACACACUAACAUAUCUGGAAAUCACAGUGUUGCAGAUCGAAACAAGUCUUCUGAAGUUUUGGAUGUGAACCUCGAGUUGGGAAAUGAAGUUUGGGAUGACUUUGAUGAUGAAAGCUUAAUAGAAGUUAUGAGUUUCUCAGCUGAUGCUGAGGAGACAGCUAUGUCAGGAUUUGGAGACACCUGUAGUUCAAGUCCCAGGGGAAGUAAGCUACCCUUCCAAAAGUCAAGCAGCAAAUUCCAAAGAGAAACCUCAAACAGUUUUGUUUCAUCACAUGAGAAGCCAGAUAUUUAUCCAUCAGAUUGUGCCAUGUCGAAGUUUGGUCCAUCUCUUGUGGCAGAGUUACCUCAACAAGCUGGAAAUGAAAAUCUUGUCAGUUUACAAGAGAGAAAACAGCCAACUCUCUCACCAGUGAUCGAGAGGGUAUGCUUUACCCACUCUAAGAAAACACAACAGUCCCUCAAUUUUAAGGAAGUGGAUAUUUUUAUUGGAAACAGUGACUCUAAAAAGAAAAUUGAUCUCAGUAAGUAUUAUCCUGAUGAUGCAGCUGAGGAAAGGAAGGCUCUUCUGGGAAUAUUUAAUGGCAUUUUCUAGAAAAAGAGAAGAAAGAAAAAAAGAAACAAUUAUUUUGCUAAUGAGCAAAGUAUAAACAUCUAAUCCCACCAAAUGCUUUUGUUUUUAAAAAUAAUUAAUAAUCAUUCAGAAUUUUCCUCAAAUUCAAUUCACUUCUUGACUUUCUUACAACAAAAUAUAUGAACUGAUACAUUUUUAUUUCUCUUGUAACUUCUUGAAGAAUGGUUUCGCUUCAGCAAACUUGUAAUUAAGUUAUUAUAAGUAAUUUGUUAUUAAACCAAUUUUAAUAGAAACUAAGGGUUUUUUUUAUUUUCUUAAGAAAGGUAUCUGAGAAAGCAAAAUAUUGCUGCCCAUGAAUCUGCAGCUUAUUCGUUCACAUGGUCUCAUGUGCUCUGCUCUGUUGUUCUCACUUCUGGGUUUUCAAGAACCCAGUAGCUUUUGAAAAUGUUAUUUCACUUUGAGCAGUAAUAAAUUAAAUAUUAAUUGGUAUGAAUUAUUGUUUUAUUUACCUUGUUUUUUCUUUUUUACAGUAUUUUAUUUAUUUAUGUGUUUAUAUAUGAUCCUACAUGAGUUUAUGUGUACCAUGUCAGUGCAGGAGCUCACAGAAGCCAGAGGAAUGUGUCAGAUCCCCUGGAACUGGAGUUACAGGUGGUUGUGAGCAGUCAUGUAGGUGCUGGGAACUGAACCUGGGUUCUCGGCAAGAACAGGAGGCACUCUUAACUGCCACAUUAUCUCUCCAGCCGUGUUUCCCUGACUUUGCAGAGCUAUGAGAUCUAAAAACUGUUAUUCUGCCUUUACUAUAGCAAAAGAUAGUUUCUAUUUUCUACCGUAAAUCUUAUCUCAAGUUUAUUUAUUGAGAAGUAAGAGUUUAGGCUAGUUUCUAAUUUACUGUAUAAAUAAUAGGUUAAGUUGAAACCACUUAAAUUUUAGAACAAUGAUUUGUCUCUGUGCAUAAAGAUGUAGAGACCAGAGAAGGAAAGAAGAGGAACUUGUUAGCGAAAUGAUUAUUGUCACUACUAACAAACAUUAUUAGGAAUAUGUACUACACCUCCCUCAAAAGCCUAGAACAAAGCUAAGAAGUCUGUCUCCUGUUAAGGAAGUCUGCCUGCCUUUAUGAUUGGUGUCUCUGUAUCUGAACCCAUCAUACGCAACCUUUAAAGAUUCUUCAGAUCUAUUAAAAUGAAAAAUGGACACACUAAAACCUGUUUAUCUUCUCCUUUGGCACUAAAGAAAUAACAAUUCAUUUCAGUGUGAUCUGUUAAGUGAAAAGCACUGUAUUUGGUCCUGCAAAGGAUGAGGCCACUGUUUCUGUU